AUGUUGCGCUUACUGUGCAGUAGUAAUCCGGUGGCUGCAUCACCAGGGAAGCAUUCCGGGCCCCAGCUUUAUGCCAAACCACCCAACAUCUACUGCCGCCUACCGAAUGGCAGCGUCUUUGCGGAGGGCCGCAAACAACGCUGCCUCGACCAACUGCUGCUGCGCAUUCGAGCUAUUGCCGAUCCCAACAUCUACACU
Messenger RNA from Dibothriocephalus latus, 198 nucleotides. The record is from the annotation of a GenBank genome assembly. Lineage: Eukaryota; Metazoa; Platyhelminthes; Cestoda; Diphyllobothriidea; Diphyllobothriidae.